Plutella xylostella (diamondback moth) is the source of this 681-nucleotide messenger RNA. Its product is annotated as U3 small nucleolar ribonucleoprotein IMP3. Gene Ontology annotation, biological process: rRNA processing; ribosomal small subunit biogenesis. Gene Ontology annotation, molecular function: snoRNA binding; rRNA binding. The record is from RefSeq and is a predicted model, not a curated record. Gene Ontology annotation, cellular component: Mpp10 complex; small-subunit processome. Lineage: Eukaryota; Metazoa; Arthropoda; Insecta; Lepidoptera; Plutellidae.
AAAACAAAACAAGCACGUGCGCUCUGCAGCAUUUUUGUUAAAAAGCCAAUAAAUAAGCAAAAUGGUUCGUAAAUUAAAGUUUCAUGAGCAGAAAUUGCUCAAAAAAGUUGAUUUCAUAUCAUGGAAGGUAGACAACAAUUUAAAUGAAGUAAAGGUUAUGAAAAAGUAUCACAUUCAGAAACGCGAAGACUACACAAAGUACAACAAGAUAUCCCGAGAAAUCCGAGAGCUAGCGAAUAAAAUAAAAGACCUCGACGCCAAUAGUGAAUUCCGGACGGAAGCCAGUGCCCAACUUUUAGAAAAGCUGUACCAAAUGGGCCUCAUCCCCACACGGUGGGACUUAGCUUUAGCAAUUAAUGUCUCAGCAAGUUCUUUCUGCAGAAGAAGGCUCCCUGUUGUCAUGGUUAGAAAUAAAAUGUCAGAGAAUCUUAAAGAAGCAACAAAGUACAUAGAGCAGGGGCAUGUGCGAGUGGGCCCCGAGGUGGUGAAGGACCCCGCAUUCAUGGUCACCCGAGCACUGGAGGACUUCGUCACAUGGGUGGAUGGCUCUGCCAUCAGGAAGCAUGUUAUGGAGUACAAUGACAUGAGAGAUGACUUUGAUAUGUUAUGAAGAUGAAGAGGAAGCCAUUGAUGAUAUGAUAAUCCUAGCUCAUAAGUUACAAUAAAAAUCUGUUACAAGUA